AAUUUAAGCUUCCAAAUGCUCAAUAUUACAAAUCUAAUUUUUGUAAAUAAGACUCAAGAGAAAAGAGAGGAGCAACAGCUCCUGCUUUUAAAGAAAGCACAGGAUUUUACUUCUGCAAAAUUGGGUAAAUUGAAUGAAAAAUAGAUUCCAAACUUGCUUUAGCACUACUAAGAUAGAGAAUCAAGUUAGGAGAAAACCGAGUAGUGAUCAUGCAUUUCAGGCUGAUCCAAAACCUAAACCUGAGAGAAGACACAAUUAUCAUAAUAAUUCAGAUUCUGUAUCGUUUUAUAGUCCUUAUAAGAACAUACAGCAAAUUGAGAAGGAAAGCCAGGGUAGCAAGAAUGCAGAAAAACUUAUAUGAAUUGGCUCUUGCUCAAAAGUCCUCUAUUCUAAAGGAAAUAGCCCUGCUUCCGUUAAUACAAUUCAUUCAGGAAGAGCUGCUCAGAAAAAUGAAAGAAAGAAGGAUUACUGAAAGAGUCAGGAUUUCUCUCCUCAAACAAUCUCUACCUUGAUUGCUACCCAAUUCGAUGUUAACUUUAAGAGGCCACAUUUUAUCGUCAAGAACUCAACGAUCGAUUAUCAUAACAGUGAGGAAAGAGUCUUAAUAGAUGGAAAAGUAGUUUCAAGGACACCGAAUAAAUCAUCUAGCUUCCUAGAUGGAGGUAAAAAUCUUGUCCAUACUAGCUCGUACCCUAAGAACGUGAAUUUCAACCAAAAGGAAGCUCUAAGCCAUAAAGAGUAUAAAUAGGAUUAGCCCGGCAGUUAGAAUUAAGAAUCAUGAAGAAAUUAUUAAGAAUUAUCAGACCAAAUUUGAUAGAAUUAAUGGUAAUAAUUCUAAGAACUACCUACAUAUUAUGCCUGAGGUAAAGGUCCAAGAGAUGGUGAAAGGAAACAUCAAUCAUAACCGCAAGGCUAGGAUUUCUUCUGUUUUUGAAAGAAGGAAAUAAGAGUAAAGAUGUAUCGCAAGAUUACCUCAUUGUUUCAAAGAAGAAACUCAGCAAUAGUCCUAAUUCCCACUUGAUAGCAAAGCAAGAGAAGAUUUAUCAAAUGAGAAGGGAAGCAGCACAAGCUAACGCUCAAGCUCUUCAAAGCGUGGCUCUUGCGCAGCAUGAUUUAAUGUUAUGAUCCCAACAAGUAGUUGAUGAAAAUAGAUUUACUAAGAUCGAUGUUGAAUGGCUUAAGAAUAAUCCUAGUCAAAGGAAAUACUAUCUAAAUAUCUUAAAUAAGCCUUCUUACAUAACAGGUAUUAUGGUGGUUAAUGUUCCCAAUAGAUGCAAAUCAGGCUGAAUCUGUAGAAGAACCUCAAAAUAAAAUCAUUCUCAAUGGGAAGAAUAUUGAAGAGCAAAAAAUUAGAGAGGGGCUUGAUAUGAUGCUACAUACAAAGUCAAAGAGAAAGGAUGAGAGAAUUUCAACCUCAAACACAUGCUCAAAAAUAGCUUUUUCAAAUAUUUACAGUAAAAACAAGUACAAAUACAUUGUAACUCCUGGAAAUAAUUCUAAUUUGAUAAGAGAAGCAAUGCAGCAGAGGAAUUGGUGGGUAGAAAUUCCAAAUGUUGAUUCUGCUUUCAAUUUCAAGUGGCAACCAGUAUCAUUCAGAAUGAAGUUUCGAAAACUCAGCCAGAAAAAUCCUAUCACUCAGGUGGUUAACCACUUUGAGAACCAUCGAUGCUUGACGGAGAAGAGUAGUAUGUUCAAUAACCUUCAGAAUCAUUGCGAAUUUAUUAAGAAAAAUAUAUUUGAAAUAGCUCCUAUACAGUUUUGUUGUUAAG
Messenger RNA from Moneuplotes crassus, 1769 nucleotides. Lineage: Eukaryota; Ciliophora; Spirotrichea; Euplotida; Euplotidae. The record is from the annotation of a GenBank genome assembly.